Messenger RNA from Salvia miltiorrhiza (redroot sage), 1319 nucleotides. RefSeq names its product inositol monophosphatase-like. Lineage: Eukaryota; Viridiplantae; Streptophyta; Magnoliopsida; Lamiales; Lamiaceae. The coding region runs from base 134 to 946 and encodes 270 amino acids. Gene Ontology annotation, biological process: phosphatidylinositol phosphate biosynthetic process; inositol metabolic process; signal transduction. The transcript is spliced from 12 exons. Gene Ontology annotation, molecular function: inositol monophosphate 1-phosphatase activity. The record is from RefSeq and is a predicted model, not a curated record.
UGUUUACCAAGGGAAUACAGCGAGUAUUCGAAAUUGUUUCAAUUUUCAAAACUUGCAUUCCGUUCUCUCAAAAUCCACAACCAUCUCUUUCCUUUUUUCCUCCUAAUCACAUCGUCCAAUUUUUAACAAGCAAAUGACACAAAAGGGUUCACCGGCGGAUUUCUUGGCCACAGCAGUGGAAGCUGCUAAGCGAGCUGGAGAGAUUAUUCGAUCUGGAUUUUACGGGUCGAAGCAGGUGGAGCACAAAGGCGAGGUGGAUCUGGUGACGGAGACGGAUAAGAAAUGUGAAGAAUUCAUAUUCAAUUUUCUCAAAGAACAAUACCCGAACCAUAAGUUCAUUGGUGAAGAAACUGCUGCUGCUGGUGGCAUUGUAGAAUUGACUGAUGAACCAACUUGGAUUGUUGAUCCUGUGGAUGGAACUACUAAUUUCGUUCACGGGUAUCCAUUUGUGUGUGUAUCUAUUGGAUUGACAAUUGGACGGAUUGCAACAGUCGGUGUUGUCUAUAAUCCAAUUAUGGAUGAGCUUUUUACCGCAAUUCGUGGCAAAGGUGCUUUUCUCAAUGGGAAAUCCAUCAGAGUAUCCUCUCAAGACGAGCUCGUAAAAUCCCUUCUUGCCGCAGAGGUCAUUGCAUCGCAUGAGAAAUCCAUUGUGGAUGACUCUACUAAUAGGAUCAAUAGCUUACUCUUCAAGGUUAGGUCACUUCGGAUGAGUGGUUCUUGUGCUUUAGAUCUUUGUGGGAUUGCAUGUGGGAGGCUUGAUUUGUUCUACUUAGUUGGGUUUGGAGGCCCAUGGGACGUGGCUGCUGGUGCUGUUAUUGUAAGUGAAGCUGGAGGGCUCGUCUUUGAUCCCUCAGGUAAGGAUUUUGACAUCACAGCUCAGCGGGUAGCCGCUUCAAAUCCUCUUCUGAAGGAUGCAUUCGUUGGGGCGCUGCACCAGUCGGAAUGAGGGAAUUUUCAGUGAUAUCUAUGACAGGUUAGUUAAGUUUCUCUUCAGCACUUUGAUGGCCGCAACGCUUCCUUUUGUUGACAAUAAAAACUGUAUGAUGGUAUUUUCUUGUUGGCUCUAGGCAUGAUGACCAGAUUCUUGUUUUGGGUUUCGCUGCCUAUUAUCAAAUAUACGAAGGAUUCUUGGUUCAAUAUAACCAAUUGGUCACUCGUUUGUAUCACAACGCCUUUUUUAUCACUUCACUUAAAGUGGGUAUUUUCUACCUAUUUUUAUAUAAGUGGGUAUUUCUCACAUAUGUUUUAUCAAAGUGGAUAAUUUUACCCAUUAACACUAAUAAUAAAGCAAGUAGCGUUUGUUGUUCGGAACGCCCAAA